CUGAUAAGCAUUACAGUCAUACUUUACGCUUUAUCACAUAAGAUCUCAUUUUAUUUUGGAUAAGAGAGAUAAGUGCUUUCUUAAGUAUAAGUACUUUGUUAAUGAGAAUUGCACUUUUUGCAUUAUGAUAAUGAGAAUUUACAUGAUAGGUCUGUUUAAAUCUUAACCGGGUUUCAUGAGAUUACCCAUAAUGCUAAUAAUGGUUUACAGUCUUUUGUCUGAACUUGUCAAUAUAAUAUUCUUUUCUUUGUGCAAUCAUUUGUAGAUUUUAGUAUAACGUUAUAUUUUUAAAGGGGUUAAUGAAUAUAUCUUUUAAUGAAUUAUUAAUAAUCUCUGCAUUAUAUUAACUAUUCUAAUACAUUUUUGAUGUUUGUUGCUUAUCUUUGGUUUGGAAUGACAUCUACGCCUGUUGCUUUAUUGUGUAAGAGGAAGUUAGCCUAACAGUGUUUUACAAUGUUACAAAAUAUGAUAUCUGAUUGAGCCCAAUGCAACCUUAUGUGAGGAAACCAGAAUGAAAGAUGAAACCUUCGAGUUUUGUACCGUGUGUAUGCAUGUGGUGUCAUUUUGUCGAAAGGCAUUAAAAUAGUUAAAAUUAAAAUGUUUAAAAUUCAUUAAAAUAACACACAUAGGCCAACUAUUAACUUUAGUUUAUGUGCCAACCAAUAUCUGUUAGCAUAAGGAUGACAGCAUAUUAAUUUGCAUACAUGAUGCUUUAAUUUAAAAAUGUGUCCUUAAUAUUUUUAUGUAUGUCAGCAAUAAGCAGCUAUAUAUUCAUAUUGAAUUACAUUUCUUAUUAGGAUACUAUACAGUGUGAUCAGUAGUAGCAGAUUAUAGACAGCAUUGAAGUGUUACAAACAUUUAUUGAAACCUUUAAACCUUAUUUUAAAACCCCAAUUUUACUAACCUUUUUUUUUUUUUUUUUUUUUUUUUUUUUGAGGUGGGUCAAAUGCAUGAUAUGGAUUUUAUUGUAAGAGGAAAUUCAAUGAGGAACAAUGGGUAACUGUCUUCCCUUGAGCUCAAUUAUUAGCAGAACCUAUGCUCUCAUAAAAAAAGAAAGUUUAUUUUUUAACAGCUGUAACUGCUUGCCUGAGUAAAAUGGAACUGAUCUGAACUGAGCUACGGGUUACUGUUAUAUAUGAAAGUAACACUCGUUUAGCUAUAAUCUUCCUGCUGCAUGUGACAUCCUACUUCUAUCACUGAGUUCAAGUUUUCACUGUGAGGUUUACCACAACCAUCAACGAGGGUGGAGCUUAUGGUGUGAGACACACACAAAAAGCAUCAUCAAGAGUACUGUCACUCUUGUCAAAGCUGAAAGUGAACUUUAAUGUGACUGUAAUUGAUACCUUGAACAUUUCAUACACCACAGGGGCAAAAGUGAAUCUCACUGCAGGUGACAUGACGAAGUACACGACAGAUUCGUAAUGAGGAGUGUCAAUUACCCCACACGUAAACCUGCAGUGUGUGGAGGUGUUUGGAGCAGCUUUCAGAGAUGUUCAGUCUUUCCUUCAUGUAGGAGGACAUUUUGAAGACACCACAUGUGAGUUCAGCUCUGACUUCUAUUUGCAUCAUUACAAGGUUACAGCAACUUAGCUAAAAUGGACAACAGAUAACAGAACAGAUUUCCUGAACAGGUCCACCGCUACUCUGUUGGACCAAUGAUGAUGAAAGAAUCUCAAGAUGAAUUCACAACCAGUAAGAACAGAGAAAAUGCUGCUAGCACGGUACCCAAUGGGGUCUCCAGAGAUGAGACAAAAAACCUGAAUCUGCUGCAAGGUUUACGGUUGUGUCAGGAUGCGUGGGCUCCCAAGAGCCCCUGGGACGGUCAUGGGGCACAUGCCGCUCUGUGGGGCAGACCUGCUGGGAGUUUCUUGGUGGUCCAAGACUCUUCGUCUCAAGACCAGCUUCUGUGUGUGUCUGUAGGGGACAGAGGGGAGCCGGUCAAAGAAUUCCCCAUCUUGACCACUGGAACAGCUCUUCGCCUGACGGCAUCGCACUUGGCUUUCCCCGAUCUCUUUCAAUUGCUGCACUUCUACACACUGAGCAGGGAUGUUUUGCCUGUCUGUUUACUGGUUCCCUCAUGGGUUUACAACCUUAACAAUCUACCAGAUCAUCUCGUUCCUCUGCUUGGUCCAAAGACCUGGCUGUGUUCCCCUUCAGAUCCGCUGGUUAGCGGUAUGACUCCAGAAACACAAGAUAAUACAGAAUCACGAGAAACAGUCAUGUGUACUAUACAGGUUACAGCUGCCAGUGGUGCCAUGUGCUUCAUCAACCCCUUGUACCUUCAAGAGCACGGUGAUGAUUGGCUUGCUCAUUCUUCAGCCAGCCAAAUCAAUCUUCCAAUCAACUUGAGGCGAGACAGGCGGUUAAGUACCACAAGAGCAUGGACAGGAAGAGGACUGAAACAGAGGUCAUCUACACUAGCCGAUGACAGCUCUAGCAGUUUUGACAGUGAAAAAGGAUCAUUUGAGAAGAAUCCAGACUCUCCAGCUACCCCAGGUGGAGUUGUGCUUCGAAGGGCGAGCGGUGCCAGCAAGGAAGACUCCCUAAAAAGAGCAAGUGUUGACUCCAUUCAAAGCCCUCUCCCUCAGUCACCACAUCGUGUGUCGUGGAUAGAAGACAAGAUAUGGUUGAACUCAUCACUUCCUUCCUCUCUGCUUCAACCGCCCGGCUUAGAGCUGGACUCGCUAUCAGUCAGCAGUAUAGAGGAGGAGUCUGAACCAGCUUUAAGCCCCUCUCCAUCACUACCUUCACCCCGCUUCCACUUGGCAGAUAAGAUGAAGAACCGUCUCUCUGCAGUGGGUCAAGCUCUAGGUGGACUUGUGUCGCCACAGCGAAGACUGAGUAAACGUGUUCAGGAGAUGGCAGAACGGAAGGGUGGGGCUUUUGCAGAGGCUGUCAGGGGGUUUGUAGAGCAGACUCUUGCAAAUGGGGUCACUCCUGGAGUGACCUGCACCGAGAUGCUGCAGGAAGUGCGUUCGUCUCUCACUGCUUUGAGGGAAACCUUACUUGAUUAUUCAGAGAUCCAAAGCAUCACAGACAGCUUCGGAGACACUCCGGAUUUUGAGCUGGAUGCUAUGCUGGAGCUUGCCUUACAUAAAGUAGCUUUGAAGCCAGUUUACACUCACCUUUACGUGUGUCUAAAGACAGCACGCAGGGAUGAUGGCACUCUGCAGCGUUUAGAGGCCAAUAAGAGCACCCUGGAGAACCGCGAUCUGGAGGAGCUGGAAGGUGCAGCAGGGGCCGGGGUACCUGAUUCCAGCAUGAUGGAAAAGAUCCAGCAACGCUGGACUACAAUGCAUGAGGCCUAUUCACCCAGUAAAAAAGUUGACACCCUGCUCAAAGUCUGCAAGAAUAUCUACCAUAGUAUGAAUGCUAAUGCCAAGCCUGGUACGGUUUUUGGGGCAGAUGACUUCCUGCCAUGCCUGACGUGGGUGUUGCUGCGUAGUGAUGUAGCUACACUUCAGGUUGACACUGACUACAUGAUGGAGCUGCUAGACCCCAUGCAACUACAAGGAGAAGGUGGGUACUACCUUACGUCUCUCUACGCUGCCCUUUUUUACAUUAGCAGCUUCCGGCCUCGUCUAGCGAAGCGGCAACUCAGUGCAGAAGCUCACAGAUCACUCAGCCAGUGGCACCGAAGACGCACGCUGCACUGCAACCAAUCACGCCGCAGCAGAAAUCGCAGGACCAUCAGGAGACACGGACCGACAGAUGGAGGCCGUAAAACAUCGGAUGAACAGAACUCUUUAAAUGCGAGCACAGAAUCCAGCAGUCUGACUGACGUCAUGCCAGCCACCUCUAGCGUGCAAGAAACACUCCAGAAUUUGGAUGAAGAAUUAGAGGCGGUAAAGGAAGAAGAGGAUGGACAACAAAUACAGUCACCAGAGACGUUGCACCUCACCAGUUCUAAAAUAGAGGAUAAAGUGAGAGGUGAUGGAGUAUGCUGGAAAGAAGAUAACUAAAAAUCACAUUAUUUUAAAGGAAUGAGCAAAUGGUAUCGAAGAACUGAACUUUGAAAUUAAUAGAUUUUUCCAUGCCUUUUGCACCUCCCUUUCUUCAUGUGUUCAGUAAUUUUUCCCCAUGUCAUUCCAUUUUAUUACACAUAACUUAAUUUCUAAAAUUAUUUGUUUUGUUUUCUUUGUAUGUAUGGAUUACUUGGGUUGUUACCGACAUCUGGUGAACAUUUCAAGUUAACAGCACCUUUGGAAAUAUAUUUACUGAGAAAAAAGAUGAUGUGUUCAAUACUUACUUUACCCGCUGUACGUAGGCAUACUGUGAAUUCGCUGCCAUUUAUAGAAACCACUAGGUGGAGGUAUUGUAAUGUUUUUCGAUUAUUUUUUACCAAGAAAGAUUUUGAGUUCUGAUCGUGUUCAAAUAUUGAUUUGUAAAGGUAGGUAUGUGUUAUUUAUUUCAUUUAAGUUUAGUUUUUUGUUUUUUUGUUUGUUUUAUUUUAGACAGCAAUAUAUUGCAAUAUACUUUUUUUUUUAUCACAUCAUGUCUAUUUCUUGAACAGACAACACAUGAAUCACCCUUAGACAUGUUUAUCAUACAUACAUAAUUACAUUUUAAAAGAGCAAAAACAGGAGACUGUGUGUAAUAAUUCACAUUCUUUCUUUACACUUUGAUUUACAAUAUCACUUGGCAGUAUAUUGUGAAUGGUGCAAAUAAACACAUAUAAACAAUUAAUACAUUUAAAAAAUGUUUAUAUAGAAAAAAUCAUAUACAAACAUCCAACAAAAGCCUAGAGGAACAAGAUUACAAGCCCCAUUAUGUAUUCAGACAUUUGGCACUCAGUCUAAAUUUAAAUAUUACAGUCUAUUAAGCCUUUUCAUCUCCAGUAACAUCCAAAACUUAAGUCAUAAUUUAGAAAUAAACAAUCAUGCAUUUUUCCAAAAAAAAACAAAAAAAAAAAACAUCCAGCACAGGGCAUAAAUUACAUAACAGGACCUUCUCUUGUGUGUUGCUGAAUACACAGAUGGUUAAAGCCUGUGCUAUUUAAAGACUAAACAUAGCAACAAAGAGGAGCUGACUUUCAAAUACACACAUUCUGGAUUUGUGAUGCUUUGAUUGACAGCUUUGUAAGGAGUGUGAGCUAUAACGAAGUUGCAGCUAAUGGAGAUAAAUAGAGAAGUGCCGGUGGCAAAAUGCACCCCAACACUUUCAAACCAAUUAUUCUCUACAUUAAACCAAUGGAUGGAUCAUUAACAACCUGCCUGGAUUUUUCCUUUCCGUCUCACACACACUUUCACACUUCUCUUCAGUCACAGGCUCAAAAUGCAUGUAUCAUUUGCAGCAGCUUGUUCACGACAAUUGUGCUGAUAUUGCGCUGUG
This is a messenger RNA of Labeo rohita (rohu), 5331 nucleotides long. It is a transcript of the gene rinl, whose product is annotated as Ras and Rab interactor-like. The transcript has 12 exons. Gene Ontology annotation, cellular component: endocytic vesicle; cytosol. Lineage: Eukaryota; Metazoa; Chordata; Actinopteri; Cypriniformes; Cyprinidae. Gene Ontology annotation, biological process: vesicle-mediated transport. Gene Ontology annotation, molecular function: guanyl-nucleotide exchange factor activity; small GTPase binding. Bases 1656 to 3962 code for a protein of 768 amino acids. The record is from RefSeq and is a predicted model, not a curated record.